This is a messenger RNA of Bactrocera latifrons, 576 nucleotides long. Its product is annotated as glycine-rich cell wall structural protein-like. NCBI's taxonomy places the organism in Eukaryota, Metazoa, Arthropoda, Insecta, Diptera, Tephritidae. The transcript has a single exon. Bases 93 to 476 code for a protein of 127 amino acids. The record is from RefSeq and is a predicted model, not a curated record.
CCUGUGAAAGAAAUGCAGUAGAAAUUUGGACUUCUUACCGAACAGAACACUAGUGUCGUGUCAUCGAAAAAAAACUAAAGAACUCCGACAAAAUGCGCUUUUGCAUUCUAUUCGCGCUCAUCAUUGCGAUCUACGGUGACACCGACGCCCAUAAAGCGUCCGAACAAUCGGCGGUUGCAGCUGCGAAGGCACUACCCACUGAAGAGCUGGCUAGCGCUGCUGUUGACGUGCAACCCAACAGAUUGCUGGAAGAUGUGGAUGCCGGCGGGGAACAUGCGGAAGAGGCCGAGCGUGCAGCGCGUAGUUUCGGCUGGGGCGGUUUCGGCGGCUAUGGCUACAAGCGUUGGGGUGGCUACGGCGGCUACGGGGGCCACCGAGGCUAUGGUGGUUAUGGUGGUUACGGUUACCGCCCGCACUAUGCUGUUGUUUAUCGGCAGCCUUAUUACCAUGGCUAUGGUCACAAAUAUUGGGGUUGAAUGCGGACUUGUAAAAAUAUUAGAAUGUAAUUUAAUACGUUCAUAGAAUGUACUAAGAAGAAAAAAAUAAAAUAAUUUUAAAUAACAUCCCAGUAAUGCA